AUGGGCCUCCUCUACCCUGCUGGAGGCGCUCUGGCUGCCUUAACAGUAGUUGGGGCGUAUAUGCUUUUUAAUGGCGAGGGCGAAGCGUUUAAUGUCGGGCAAUUCCUCGAAGCCAUAUCCCCGUAUGCUUGGGCAAAUAUCGGUAUCGGACUUUGCGUCGGUUUGUCUGUAGUUGGAGCAGCAUGGGGUAUCUUCAUUACUGGCUCAUCGAUUAUCGGCGGCGGUGUGAAAGCACCAAGAAUUCGAACGAAGAACCUGAUAUCGAUUAUCUUCUGCGAAGUUGUUGCUAUAUACGGGGUUAUCAUGUCGAUAAUAUUCUCUUCGAAGCUAUUUUAUGUAUCCGGUGAAGGCUUAUACACCGGAGACAACUACUAUACAGGAUUUGCCCUAUUUUGGGGCGGAUUAACGGUCGGGGCUUGUAAUAUGAUCUGCGGUAUCGCAGUUGGAAUCAACGGAAGCAGUGCUGCGCUAGCAGACGCGUCUGACCCGAGUUUAUUUGUCAAAAUCCUUGUCAUCGAAAUCUUUAGCUCCAUCCUUGGGCUUUUUGGGCUGAUAGUUGGCCUCCUAGUUGCCUCGAAAGCGAAGGAUUUUUCGUGA
Messenger RNA from Ophidiomyces ophidiicola, 597 nucleotides. It is a transcript of the gene vma16, whose product is annotated as V-type proton ATPase subunit c''. Gene Ontology annotation, molecular function: proton-transporting ATPase activity, rotational mechanism. Lineage: Eukaryota; Fungi; Ascomycota; Eurotiomycetes; Onygenales; Onygenaceae. The record is from RefSeq and is a predicted model, not a curated record. Bases 1 to 597 code for a protein of 198 amino acids. The transcript is spliced from 5 exons. Gene Ontology annotation, cellular component: proton-transporting V-type ATPase, V0 domain. Gene Ontology annotation, biological process: proton transmembrane transport.